Messenger RNA from Brassica oleracea var. oleracea, 2544 nucleotides. RefSeq names its product serine/threonine-protein kinase WNK1-like. Gene Ontology annotation, molecular function: protein serine/threonine kinase activity; ATP binding. Gene Ontology annotation, biological process: intracellular signal transduction; protein phosphorylation. Bases 338 to 2380 code for a protein of 680 amino acids. Gene Ontology annotation, cellular component: cytoplasm. Lineage: Eukaryota; Viridiplantae; Streptophyta; Magnoliopsida; Brassicales; Brassicaceae. The transcript has 6 exons. The record is from RefSeq and is a predicted model, not a curated record.
UAAAUAACCCACCAAAAGAAAAAGAAAAAAUUAAAAUAAACUUCCAUUGAAAUAUUGAAGAAAGCUUGGCCUGUCUGUCUUCUAAGCUCAAAUCCCUUUCUCUCACUAUAGAGUAUUUAUUGUAAUAAUGAGAGUAAAUACAGAAACUGUUCUUUAUCUACAUGAGUUUCAUAUCUUCUCUCUGUUCAACUCUUUCUGUCAGAAGAACAAGAUGAUUAUGACCAAAUUGCUAUAAGAAUAAACUCAAACCCACCCAUAUAUAUUAUUGGUAGAUCUAUUCAUUUAUAAACUUUUGGAAAAAAAAAUUCUUCUUCUUUCUGAUUGGGAGAUAAGAGAGAUGAACAAUCUGGUGAGUUAUCUUGAGCCAGAUUACUCUGAGUUUGUUGAAGUUGAUCCUACUGGAAGAUAUGGAAGAUAUAAUGAAGUUCUGGGUAAAGGAGCUUCAAAGACUGUUUACAGAGCAUUUGAUGAAUAUGAAGGCAUCGAAGUAGCAUGGAACCAAGUCAAGCUCUACGACUUCUUACAAAGCCCUGAAGAUCUCGAGAGGCUUUACUGUGAGAUCCAUCUCCUCAAGACCCUUAAACACAAGAACAUCAUGAAGUUCUACACCUCUUGGGUCGAUACCUCUAACAGAAACAUCAAUUUCGUCACUGAGUUGUUCACUUCCGGCACCUUAAGACAGUAUAGACUAAGGCAUAAGAGAGUGAACAUAAGAGCGGUGAAACACUGGUGCAGACAAAUCUUGAGAGGGUUACAUUAUCUACAUAACCAUGACCCUCCUAUAAUCCACAGAGAUCUCAAAUGUGACAACAUUUUCGUCAACGGCAAUCAAGGCGAGGUCAAGAUUGGUGAUCUUGGCCUCGCCGCCAUUUUAAGAAAGUCCCACGCUGCUCACUGCGUAGGGACACCUGAGUUCAUGGCUCCUGAAGUGUACGAAGAAGCGUAUAACGAACUGGUUGAUAUAUACUCUUUUGGUAUGUGCAUUCUAGAAAUGGUAACGUUUGAUUAUCCUUACAGCGAAUGCACACACCCUGCUCAGAUCUACAAGAAAGUUAUGUCGGGGAAGAAGCCAGAUGCAUUGUACAUGGUGAAAGACCCUGAGGUUAAAUACUUCAUAGAGAAAUGUUUGGCUACUGUAUCUCUUAGAGUCUCGGCUCGUGAGUUACUAGAUGAUCCUUUCUUUCGAAUAGACGAUGGUGGGUUUGAUUUGAGAUCAGUUGAUGUGGAUUAUCCGGUGGCGCCGCCGCUAGUUAGGCAGCCUCAUCAUCUUGCUGACUACUACAACUAUCCGUCGAAUAGUAGCUUUUUGAAUCGCCAGUAUUCAAAUGGUUACCAUGAGUAUCAAAGCGGAUGGGCUUAUAAUCCAGGUGAGACAGAGGAGACUCAUGGAAUCGAGCUCUUUGAGUGUCGAAACGGAAAUGAUCAAGAAGAAGACAAGAGUUCUGGUAAUGUUGAUAUAAGUAUCAAAGGGAAGAGAAGAGAUGAUGGUGGCUUGUUCUUGCGUCUUAGGAUCACAGACAAAGAAGGGCGUGUCCGGAACAUUUACUUUCCAUUUGACAUCGAAACAGACACUGCACUGAGCGUUGCUACGGAAAUGGUAGCGGAGCUUGACAUGGACGACCAUGGAGUUACAAAGAUAGCCAACAUGAUUGACGGCGAGAUAUCUAGGCUUGUACCUAGUUGGAGACCUGGACCUGAGUUUGAAGAAUCUCUUGCGGCUGCUGCAGCUGCUGCAAAUGCGAACAUUUGCAGCAACUGCGUGUCCAACCGCACUUCAAUGGGCUCGGUGAUGGAUUUCUUGAGGACCAAUCCUGGAGCAAACGUUGCACAGUGUUGUCGAAACGGGUGCGGUGAGACACAUGGACGCUUUGAAGAGAUUACGAUAAGAGAAACCGAGGUUAGGCUUCGAGAGAUAUGGAAGCUGCAGCAACAGCAGGAGAGUCGAGAGCUUAGCUCGAUAGACUCGGGACAGAACCAUUCAGAAGAAGAAGAGGAAGAAGUGUAUGAGGAUCCUGAAAUAACGUUUUCUUGUGAGGCGAGUAACACGCUAAACCAUCUAACCGGGUCUGGUUCGUUCUCCUUUUUACCGUCUCUAUACUGUGAUGAGGUAGAGAAAUCUGAAGACCAGGUCCAACGAGAGUUCAGAUGGCUUAAAGCUAAGUGUCAGAUGGAUAUAAGAGAGAUGCAGGAUGAACAGUUGAAGUCCAUGUGGUCGGAAACAGGAGAAGAGGGUCUGAAAGAUGGAUUCUCCGGUUCGGUUUCGGGGUUGGGAAGAGGAGGAGAUGAAGAUAAGGUGAAAGAGAAGGUGUUUGGAGGAAGAUUAGUACCAAAGUGUCUUAAAAGGACAACUUCUCUUCCUGUUGAUGCCAUUGAAGCUUGAUGAUUUCUUCAUGUAUACACAUAUUAAUUGUUUGGUAUACUUAAGAUUCUUUUGGGGUUAUUCUUACAGUAAUACCAUUCGAGAAUUUAGUUUGUUAAUGCAUGCUAAUAUGCAAUAAGAUUGUAUUUAUUUAGCUCAUUUCUAAGAAUUACGGCUAAAUUUCA